Molecule: messenger RNA, 228 nt
Organism: Zymoseptoria tritici IPO323
Lineage: Eukaryota; Fungi; Ascomycota; Dothideomycetes; Mycosphaerellales; Mycosphaerellaceae
Exons: 2
Biological process (GO): protein ubiquitination; modification-dependent protein catabolic process
Cellular component (GO): nucleus; cytoplasm
Molecular function (GO): ubiquitin protein ligase binding; protein tag activity
Source: RefSeq, a predicted model, not a curated record
UUCCAGCUGUUCAUCAAGACCCUCACUGGCAGGACUUUGACCUUUGAAGUCUACCCGUCGAUGACGAUCAUGCAGCUCCUCGAGCAGCUCAACUGGAGACUGGGCACACCACUGGCCAUGAUGCAUCGCCUCAUCUUCGCUGGCAAGCAACUGGAGGGUCAUCGUGACCUGGAGUGGUACAACAUUCAAAAGGAGUGUACUCUGCACAUGGUGCUGAGAUUGAGAGGA